AUGGGGCCGCCGGCGCCGGGCCAUGUUCUUCUUCAGGUCCAAGUUGCAGGUGUGCGAAUAAAGGAAAUCUUAUGCAGCUUUCUGGAUCAGAGCCACUACGAUACUUGCUCAUACAAUGAAACAAAGCCGCUGCCUUUUUGGCUCGUUAGAUUCUUCAUCAAUUCCAUGAAUUCCGCCAGUGAGCAAGAGCUGAGCCAAAUCCGGCACGAGCCUGCAGAAGCUAUGCUCUCUCAGGCCGUGUCGCUCUCGUCGCAACCAAGCCUUCCUUCCCUGCCAUCGUUAGGUCCCCGCGACCUAAACGUCAGCCCUUGCCACCACCAGUGCGUCGACACCCUCAGAGACCACUCCUCCUACGUCUCGGCUCUCGCCGUCGACGGCCACUCGCUGUACAGGGCCUCGUCGGACGGCCGCAUCAGGGUGUGGCCAUUGGGCGACGCGAGCGGAAGGCAGGAACAGCAACGGGAUGACGACGACGGGUGCAGGGCUACGAUGGUCGUUGCCGCGUGCGACAGCUCCGUGAAGUGUCUUCUCGCCACGGGCAGCAACGGUCUCCUCCUCAGCUCCCACCAAGACGGCAAGAUCAUGGCGUGGCGGACCGGAAGCAGGAAGGACGGGACCCCGAGCCUCGUCCGGCGGCACCGGUGGCGCACCUGGGUGCACCACGUGGACGCGGUCACCGCGCUCGCGGUUUCCCCGGACGGCGCGCUCCUGUACUCGGCGUCGUGGGACCGGAGCCUCAAGAUGUGGCGGCUUCCGGGGUUCCGGUGCGUGGAGUCCAUCGCGCCCGCGCACGACGACGCCAUCAACGCGCUGGCGGUGUCGCCCGACGGGCACGUGUACACGGGCUCCGCCGACAAGAAGAUCAAGGCGUGGAGGCGCCACCCGGAGCGGAGGAACAAGCACGUGCUCGUGCAGACGAUGGAGCGUCACAGGUCGGCGGUGAACGCGCUCGCUCUAGGAGCCGACGGGAAGGUGUUCUACUCCGGCGCGUGCGACCGGUCAGCGGUGGUGUGGGAGCGGGGCGACGGCGGCGCCGGGCGCAUGGAUGCCACUGGCACGCUCAGAGGGCACGCGAAGGCGAUCCUGUGCCUGGCGGCGGCCGGGGACGUGGCGUGCAGCGGCUCCGCGGACAGGACGGUGAGUGUGUGGAGGAGGGGAGCGGAGAAUACAGGGUACACUUGCCUGGCCGUCCUGGAAGGCCACGGCGCGCCUGUGAAGAGCCUAACUUUGGUGUACGGACGUGACAGCGGCUUGUUCAGCGGUUGGGGCGACCCAGAGGAGGGAUCGUCCGGUGGUGGUGGCGGCGGCGGCGGACAUUGUGCUAUUGUUUGCAGUGGCGCGUUGGACGGCGAAGUGAAGAUUUGGCGCGUAUUGUUUCCAGUUCUCUUGUAG
Miscanthus lutarioriparius is the source of this 1392-nucleotide messenger RNA. NCBI's taxonomy places the organism in Eukaryota, Viridiplantae, Streptophyta, Magnoliopsida, Poales, Poaceae. The record is from the annotation of a GenBank genome assembly.